Ailuropoda melanoleuca (giant panda) is the source of this 4958-nucleotide messenger RNA. It is a transcript of the gene MTHFSD, whose product is annotated as methenyltetrahydrofolate synthetase domain containing. Gene Ontology annotation, molecular function: RNA binding. The coding region runs from base 2118 to 3248 and encodes 376 amino acids. The record is from RefSeq and is a predicted model, not a curated record. NCBI's taxonomy places the organism in Eukaryota, Metazoa, Chordata, Mammalia, Carnivora, Ursidae. Gene Ontology annotation, cellular component: cytoplasm. The transcript is spliced from 8 exons.
CGCGGGAGAAGCUAGCGGGGACCCACCUGAGGGGCAAGCGGCGGGCAGGCGGGCGAGUGAGGAGCCGGGGCGGGUGAGGGUCCGCCGGGGACCCACCUGAGGGGCAGGCAGGCGGGUGAGGGGCCGGCGGGGGACCUUUCGGACGGGCGGUAUCACCGGACAGGCGGGAGGGGACGCGGAGAGGUCUGAGCGGGGCUAGGGGUCCAACCCGCGGCGGUCUCGGACCCUGAUGCCCGACGCUGUCGGCGGAGUGACAGUCCUGGGGAGAAGAGAGCGAGGGCUAUUUGCCGUGCGCAUGGUGGUGUCCGUGGGCCCCUACCGAUCGUAAGCACCGUCUGUGAGAUCUGCAUUAGCAGCCCCACGGUGCGGCGGGGGGACUGAGGCUCACAGCUGGUGGCGGGGUAGGAGCGGAAACCAGCUUAGCCGCCGGGCCGCUUAAUCCCUGUCGUCUGAAAUGCUUUCCAAGGCCUCGCUGUGCCAGGCGCUGCCCAGGCUUGCUUCAUGGCCCCUGGGCAUUAGGAGGUCAGCCUCUGUGGAGAAGAGCUUUGGUGAUUGUUGCUGGAUUGCUUGGCAAAGGUAAUGGCCAGUACUGAAGCCCACGUUGAGCCGGAGUCUGUUAAAGCCAGGUUCCACCACGGGGAACACACUUCUGCCCUCGCCAGUGUGCAGCUGUCAACAGCCCGUCCACAGAUGCUGCUAAUCCAGAUGCCUGCCGAGUGCCGGCACUGAGCUCAGAGCUAGAGGUGAAAGGAUGGGUGAGACCCUCGUUGGCUCGACAGAGCCCACAACCUGUUAAGGGAAGUAAAUAGGCAAUCACACAACAGAGUUCAGGCAUUUCACACAAAUACAGGUCGCCUUUUAUUAUCCUAAUCAUUUCCCAUGUUUUUAUAACUUUUCCAAGGGCAAGGAUGUGCCCUUUUACUCUCCCUGCUCCUCCUAAUCAGCGUUAUUGCUUUCUAAAUGGGAGUCACUCAGAUAUUUGUGAUUGAUUGAUUCUCCAGAGCGAGGGCCACAACUUCUUACAUUUCUUGUGGCCCACACAGUACCCUGCACGGUGUUGGGAAUAUUGUAGCGCCUAUGGGUUAUUAGUGAAAGUAAUAAGUGUAAGAACCUUAAAGUUGUAUCAACAUAAUUGUGUUUGGAAAAAACAGGGUUCUCCGGGUUCCUAAAGGAGGGACAGCUGCCUGUGACUGGGCACUCUAAAUACCUCCAGUGGGAUGUGGUGUGUCAGGCAGACCUGAAGGGAGAGGAGGUACCAAGGCCUGAAAGGCAGAAAGAGAUAGGCAGGUGUGUGGAAGCAAGGACUAGUAGUGCUUGAGCCACGUUUUGAAUCCACAGAGAGGAGUGAUAGGAGGCGAGGCUGAAGUGGGCAGCAGGACGUUGUAGGCCAGAGCUCCUUGUGACUCUGUGACCAAGGGAUCCCCGGGCAGUGGAGCAGAAGGCGGAGGAGAAGCUUCCUGGAGUUGGUGCUGAAGCCGAGCCUUGAAGAGUGAGGGUUUGUCGAAGGGACAGAGAGCUGAGCAGAUUUGGCAGUGGACACCAGUGUAGAGCUCCCAGCAGGAAAGAACAAGCCAAGUGCUGGAAACUGGCCAUAUGGGCCUACACAGGCUGCAUCUUACAGAUGUGUGUUCCCUAAGCACACCCAAAUCUGGAGUUUUGAUUUCUGGAGUGGCUUAGUAGCACAGCUAGGUGCAGGAGGCACCAGCGGUGUUCGUAGUGAGCUCCAAGAGGCUCUGGGACUGGGCUGCAUGCCAUGCUGAGAAGAUCCAGGCCUAGCCAGAGGGCGUAGUUAGUGGAAGCCUUUAGCUCUUGGCCCUUAUGCCUUAGAACUACAUGUGCGGGGUUAGCAAAUUGAAGUAAAAUGGGCAGGCGACGAAGUAACAAGAUUGGAAACCACCUGUUGCCCUUCAGAAGGGGACUUUCUGAGUAAAUUUUGGCCUGUCCCUACAAUGGAAUACUGUGCAACUUCAGAAAAGGACGGAGGUACUCUUGUAUACCACGUGGGCUGAUCUGCAAGCUGUUUGGCGAGAACACCAACGUGCAGGGCAGUGUGUGCUCUGUAGUGCACCACCUCAGGUGUUUCCAAACAGGACAUUCGUGAACAGAUUUGGGACUACAUGGAAUCACAAAAUUUAGCUGAUUUUCCCCGGCCUGUUCAUCACAGGAUUCCCAACUUCAAGGGUGCUUCUCGUGCUGCUGAGCAUUUCCCACGCUUGCAAGCUUUCAAAACGGCCAGAACCGUUAAAGUCAACCCUGAUGCUCCCCAGACGAAUGCUCGCUUCUUCGUCCUUGACAGCAAAAAAACAUUGUUGGUUCCAACACCACGACUGAGAACGGGGUUAUUUAAUAAGAUCACACCACCUCCCGGGGCAACUAAAGACAUCUUGAGAAAAUGUGCCACCUCUCAGGGCGUGAGGAACUACAGCACUCCCGUGGGCUUGGAUUCCAGGGUCCUUGUGGACUUAGUAGUGGUGGGGUCCGUUGCUGUUUCUGAAAAAGGCUGGAGAAUUGGGAAAGGAGAAGGUUACGCUGAUCUGGAAUAUGCCAUGAUGGUGUCGAUGGGAGCUGUCAGCCAGGGGACGCCGGUGGUCACCAUCGUUCAUGACUGCCAGGUCAUCAACAUACCUGAAGCGCUGCUUGAGGACCACGACCUAACAGUGGACUACAUUCUCACUCCGACGAGAGUCAUUGCCACAGGGUGCGAGCGCCCAAAGCCAACAGGAAUCUUGUGGUCCAAGAUCAGCUGUGAGGUGAUGGGGAAAAUCCCAAUACUCAGAAGCCUUCGUUACCGAGAGAGGCAGGCUGGGAAAGAUGUCACCCUUCAGGAUGAGCCCCGGCACCUUCUGGGAACCAGCAGCCAGCAGCCACCUCCCCUGGGCACUGUCAGAAGACCCCAGGACCCACACCAGCCCGGAUCCUGUUCCGGGCAGGGGGAGGAUGGGCCUGCUAACACUGUUUACAUCGGUAACCUUCCCCGGGACGCCCGAGUGAGUGAGCUGAAGAAAGCCCUCCGAGAACUGGGCGCAGUCCCCCAGAGGCUCACGUGGCAGGGGCCACAGCGCAGGGCCUUCCUCCACUACCAGACCCCCGCCUCAGCCCAGCAGGCUGUCUCCUGCUUGCAGGGCUUGCGCCUGGGUGCUGCCACCUUGAAGGUGGCACUGGCCAGGCAGCAGAGGGCCGGAGACGUGACAGGCAGCUGCUCAGAGGAGCCAUACCCUGACUUCCGCUCGGCUGUCUCCGACCUGUGAUGAUGUGCUGCUCUGGUCCCCGUGGAACUUAAGGGGCCCGUACAGUGGGACUCGGCGAAGUGUUUCUGCAUGAGCUGCUUUGCGCCCAGUCCUUUCCAGGAUGGCCCAGCCUUCUGUUACUAUCUGGGACCUCCUGACGAGUAGCAAGGUAGCCAGUAGUGCACUGCCGACAUGUCCAGGCCUUGCCCUGAGUCCUUCAGCCUGCCUGCUGGAUGUUACAGCUGUGCUGGUUUCUCUGUAGUAGUUCAGAGGCUGUGGGGAACCAAGCGGGUGAUGAACAAGUGGGAGUAGAUGGUAACAGCGGUUAGGAGCGCCUGCGCCCUUGAUUUCGGGGGGGGGGGGCAGGGAUUAGUGGGGAGAGGCCCUAGCAGGGAUCAGGUGCCAAGCACACCGUGCUGUCCUUGGAUCCUUGGUCUGGUAUGACUACAGCAGGAGAGCUGUAUUCACAUCGCAGAAGCCAAGUCCCCUGAGUGCAAACUGCUUGUCACAGCUCAGUGCUAGUGCCAGUGAUGGAGAGCCAGUGUGUCGUGCGGGUGGCAUGCAUCUCACUUCUGUGCCCUCCUCGCCUUUCCAGCCUCCCGCCGUGUCUGGGUGAACGCCCUGCACACCUCGCUGUCUUGUAGGAGGUGCUGGUUGUGGAGAAAGCUGUCCCAGCCUGCGUCUCAGUGACAGAGAUGCUCGUGCUGGUUUGCCCAAUGCCUGAUGUUUCUUGGGAUUUUCCUCCAGUUUUCUGUUCCUAAAAAACAAAACUAGAUUUUGGCUGAACUAUGCUUUCUAAACAGAAGUAUUUUUGCAUUUGAUCCUGAGCAAAAAGUCAAAGUAAGCAUUUUAAUGGAGAUUCCAUUUUUUUUUUAAUGUAUAUGUGUUCAAAAUUUUGAUUUUUUUUUUCACCAGAGGGUCUUACUGAGCAUGUUUUAAGCAUACGAUCAUACCUCAAGAGGGUAGGCCUUACAUGUACUUUCAAUAAAACCUUGAGGUACUAUCUCCCUUUGCAAAAGCAUUUUACUGUUGGUUUUACAAUGAAAAUAUUGUGGAGAUGUCAGAAGGGAAGUCUGCGUUUAGAUUGCUCAUUAAGUGCGGGCUCCUUUCCCCAGGCGUCAUGAAUAAAGCGAAGGGCAGAAAUAUCUGAAAAACAGGCCAGCACCUCUCCUUUGGGCUUCUGGGCCCACUCUUCUCCGCCUGAACCAUCUACCGAAUCCACGUGGCUGGUUUCAUUUUGUCACCCGGCGCUCAGCUCAGACAAAUCUGGUCAUCUAACUCCUCGCAUUUGGGGGUUUUUUGGGGGAGGGGGUGGUGGUUUGCCUUGCUGUUGUUUUGUUUGUUUCCUUUUUUUCAUAAUUUUUUCCUGUAUUUGACAUAUUCUUGUUUAGUCCUUGUUGAUUUUUUUUUGUCAUUGAUCUUUCACCAUUUGAGUAGUACUCCAGGAGAUCAGGAAAUGAGUCUGUGGCUGUCUUGUUCACUCCUCACGGCGCCCCAGCUGUGAGGGCACCUGGCAGACACAGAGCAGCUCAGGAAAAAUGGGAGACGUGGAUGGAUGCAUCAGAGCCAAGAGGGAGGAGCGCGCCUGAUCACAGCACUGGGAGUGUGUCCCGCACCCGACACCAGCCAGCCUCCCAGUUAGGCCAGCUUGCUUGACUUUGCUGUCGGUUACAGCCGGAAUCAUCCAGAUAUGUUGAUGUACAGAUCAUCUGAAUGAAUUCAUUGUUUUUA